Didymodactylos carnosus is the source of this 498-nucleotide messenger RNA. Lineage: Eukaryota; Metazoa; Rotifera; Eurotatoria; Philodinida; Philodinidae. The record is from the annotation of a GenBank genome assembly.
AUGGUAUUGCCGAGAAUACGAAAUUUAGACAAUAAUUCACAUUUUGAAAUGCAUGAAAGCAACAAUAAUCUAAAAAAAUUGGUUUGUAUUGGAGAAGGUUAUCCAGAGCCACAAAUUAUGUGGAUAAGAGACUCUAUUCACAUUGCAAGCAAUCGCUCUCGUGCUGUACUUGAGUUAGAAUCUGAAUCGCAUGGUUUGAACAAAUAUGUUUGCCAAGCAAAAAAUCAGCAUGGACUGGUACGAAUAUUUAUCACCGUAACUAUUCCAGAUGAUACAGCAAAGACCACAUUAUCUUACACCGAUUUACAAGCACAAAGUAUUGUUCUACAUUGGCGAAUGUCAAACGAUCAAUAUAAAAGAUUUAAUCAUUUUAUUAUUUAUUAUCGUCAAUGGGAUAAUAACAAUGAUUUUAAUCAUGAAUAUUACGAAGAAAUUCUUGUUGAUGGUCAAGCAGCCCGAAAUAGUUUUACAUUUCGUGUAAGUUUUAUGUUAUGGUAG